AUGCACCCUCCUCUAAACGACAACCACAACCGCCCACUCUACCAAUAUAUCCGAAAACCCACAGCGCGCACUCAACUCCAACCUUCCCUGACACCCAGGGUUACAAAUCCCAGCCAACCACCCAAAAGGUAUACACCCGCUAUCGCCUCCCAUGAGUCCGAUCUCGAAUACGAUGAAGAUCACGAUGAGUACGACGACUAUUACGACCGCGAAGACAUGGUCAUCUACUAUCCAACCCCAGCCGCAACACCGGUCUCAGCGCCAAGGGCAAGCCCCGGAAAUGAUUCGAAAACAGUAACGAUAAAUCUCAACUCCUCUGUUCAAAUCACUGGAGACGGAAAUUCCGUUGCCAUUGCCUCAGGCGAGGCGCAACCUCAGACACGGACGCCGGAGACAGAAAGGAACCCAGCCACAUAUGCUACUAGGAACCCCAAUCCCAAGCUCACGAACACUAUAGCAGCUAUUAUCGCUGCUCUUCAGCAACCUGGUGCUAUGACGUCUACGCAUACGGAAUCAAAAGCGGGCCAUGUUCCCACUAGUCCAGCUGCUGCUGCUGCGCCUGGGGCGGUAGAAAUCAAUAUUGACGCCGGAGUGAAGGUCAAGGGAUGUCAGAAUGUGGUUUGUUUUGGGGCAUUUGCUCCCCGUGCUGGUGGGUUGAAGGCGAAUAGCCGCAGUCAAGACGCAAGGAAGAGACGAGCUCAGUCGGUAUGA
Molecule: messenger RNA, 711 nt
Organism: Aspergillus puulaauensis
Lineage: Eukaryota; Fungi; Ascomycota; Eurotiomycetes; Eurotiales; Aspergillaceae
Exons: 1
Coding region: 1-711 (236 amino acids)
Source: RefSeq, a predicted model, not a curated record